UCUCUCUCUCUCUCUCUCUCUCUCUCUCUAACUCUCUCUAACUUUCCAUCUAAAUCUAGGUUCGGGUGCAGCUUUUUCUAGGGUUCUCUGUGUAGAUCUCAUCAUCUUAUGUGCCUAAAAGUUUUGUUUCUUUGUAUCUUGGCAUGAGAGCAGGUGGUCUUUGAUAGCGGGGAGGAUCCCCGGGCGAACCGACAACGAGAUCAAGAACUACUGGAACACCCACCUCAGCAAGAAGCUCAUCAGCCAAGGCAUCGAUCCCCGUACUCACAAGCCUUUGAUCUCCUCUUCCUCGACUACCGGUCCUGAUCCCCCCCUACCGCAGGGUCCCAAGAUCCAGCCGCCUGCAACAAUGCCGUACCUCAACCCCAACCGUGGUGCAAACCCUAGCUUCCCCAUGCCUUCCGUUCUCCAGCAAACGAGUGGCGAUCAAGGAUGCCCUGGCAUUCACGACGACCAAGAUGGUUUCUUCGGCGGGCUGAGUCUGGAACGAGAUGAUGGAUGGCACACCUCCGAGGGCUUUGCUGCAUUGGAUUUGCAGGGAAGCCGAGGAGGAGUUGACAGUGGAGAAGAUGGAGGCAUCGACUGCUGCACCGACGAUAUCUUCUCCUCGUUCCUCGACUCUCUCAUCAAUGAUGAGAUUGUCCUGCAGAACCAGCAACAGAAUGUUGAUUACAACGACAACGAGAAUAACAGCAAGGACGGCCAGAUUCAGUCAACCGAUCCUGUUACGUCUUCUGAACCAGGCUUUGGCCUUGGAACCUUAUGGGAAUCUACCUUCACAUCUUCAGUUAGUCUGGAUGAGGAGAUUCAUGGACGGUUUGUAGAUCAUGCAGGCAAGUAGUUCCGAAUAAUAAACUCUUCUGUUAUAUGAUCAUAUUUUAUCGUAUAGGUUGGUGUGCAAUUCUACGUAUCCUUGUUGUCAUGUAUUUUAUGAACGUCGUGUUUGAUUAUUUCGUAAGGAAAUGGAGUUCUGUCUGUACGAGUACAUUUGUUCAGUGGACUUUGUAAUGGUUUGAUGGGAUCUUUAUUCUAUAUUCUUCACAACUA
Elaeis guineensis (African oil palm) is the source of this 1047-nucleotide messenger RNA. The record is from RefSeq and is a predicted model, not a curated record. NCBI's taxonomy places the organism in Eukaryota, Viridiplantae, Streptophyta, Magnoliopsida, Arecales, Arecaceae.